AUGAAGUAUCUGCUGGUUUUCUGCGCGAUAAUUAUACAGACUAUCGCAUAUAGUCGUGCAGCAAUAUGUGAUUUCAAUGAUCCGGACAGUACAUUGAGAUACUAUCCUCUUAUCACCUGUUCAACGGAUGUCAAUCACUUCGCUUACAGGCCUAUUAUAUGUCCACGAGAAGUCAAUGGUAUAGAAUAUGUUUUGCACCCUCAACCGACGCCGGAUGAGCAUGCUCACCUCACCACUUACGUAAGUCGCAAUGGUGCACUGCGCUCUGUUCCGCUUUACGAAGUCGUGCGCUCUGAAGCCGAGAAUGCACUCUUCAGGAUAGAAUCGUUCCCGUCGCAAACGGAAUUGCACUUUGACAUGUCAGAUGGACAAAUGUUUGUUGUCACCGAUGAUCGGCUGGUAUUCAUCUGUGGUCCACGAGACCUAGUUAUGAGUGAUACGCUUAAAGAAGAGCUUGACCUCCUCAAUGUAACUCGCCAAAAAAAGGCAUUUGCGUGGAAUCACGGCGAUACGUUGACAGAUGAAAUAGGAAAACUAGGAAGCGGAUUGGGAGUGGCGUACGUGUACAGAAGUCUCUCCCAUAUCCCUCUUCAAGGUUGUGGGAGCCGUCCUUCACCUCUUUUUGCACCGGAUAACGUGGUUAGUGAGGAUGGGUUUACUGGCACGCGAUCAUGCGUGGCGGAUUAUAUGUCAAACGUGCGUAUUGGAUUCGUUUGCGAAGGCCGUAUCGAACCUAGUGAUUGUUUUAAGUCACUGUUGGAUGAAAAUGGCAAACGAAUGGAAAUUGCUACUCAAUUACAUAUGUAUCAACACUUUGAUGUUAAUAAACCAUGGGUUAUUGCGCAAUAUUUCGAUGGCUUAGCGUUACCCUCAUUCAACGGCGAAUGCAGGUGCAUAGAUCCUGAGACAGGUCACGUGAAGGCAAGGAUAGAGAUCCGUUCGAAAAAAGAAUACGUGUGUGACAUAACCAGCAAGGUCUUCCGCAACCAUACGGAGGUAAUCCGUGGUCCGUGGUGUUCUGUUCUACUUCAUCCCGGCAGCACACUGACCAUACGGUUCCCAAUUGAACAUGUAGGUGAUUCUAAACCUGUUACGGCCUUGCGGAAUCCACCGAGGUAUUUGUUCAAAACUGAAUUCCGACCACAGAACUUGGAUUUUCUGCAACAAAAUAUAAACACAUAUCAGGCUUCUAUUUACAACGUGGUAUCGUAUUCAGGAGCCCUGGCUGGCGAUGCUCUUGAACUGGAUAUUUCACAGAUACCCCAGGGAGUAGUAACGCUAAAGUACCACGCAGACAAACCACUCACCUUAAAAAGAAGGGUGAACUCAUUUUUGUUUCACUGGUUAUUGAAACCUACAGAGAAUUAUAACUUAGGUCCGAUACGCGCGAUCAUCAAUGUCUCUUUCGCUUUUACCCAUGACUAUCGUAUCGUUGGUUGCGACCGAGCGGUGACCAGUUUGUUUGAUCCUCAUAUCAGCCUCAAAUAUUGCUCAGUGGAAUAUAUGGGGAAUGGUAUUGGGGAAGUCUACCAAUGCACUUAUAAUUCUGAAUCUAGCUAUUGGGAAGCUGGGAUCCGAUGCCAGCCCGACGAAGAGCUUUUGCCCGGUAAUUGCGCAUCCGAAUUAUAUGAUCUCCAUUCCAAUGAAGUUUCGCCAUUACCUGAUUCUGUGCAACUUUCUAACAAUUUUACUACUAAAGGAUUUCAGGUGUUCGCGCUGGAUUUAGACAAAGAAGCCGUGAGCUAUGCCUGCAUAUGUGUCGACCGUCGUGGGUACGAAAAGAGCAGGCUUACUUUGGAAUCGCACUAUGAUGAUUAUCAUUAUUAUAGGGUACGUCAUAUGAGACAACGUAACAUGGUGCUUCCUUAUAUGUUGCUGCCUUGGCGGGAGGUAGGAUUAUCGAGUGAGGGAUUCACCUCACGAGAUCGACUUAUGCUAUACGACGUAACACCGAGUUCCAUUACAGUAUAUGCAGGAGCAUCUUUGCGCUUGUAUUGUACUGGUAAUGAUGAAAUACUCAUACACGACGAAUACGUAGGGAAUUAUAGUGAUGUGCAAACGUCUUGGCUACCAAAGCAAUCUAAGUUUUUUCACUACAUCAUCAGGAAUACGCCACAAGGAAACGAGCUCGUUAGCGUACCACAUAGCGAUUUCAUUGGUAGCAAUCCGGGGGACUUUAAAGUCGCAUUGGAGGCGUCCACUGAAGAUAUCAAUGAAUUGAAGAUUGAAUUGCGUAAAGGCGCAGUAUUGGUAUCCAAAAAUGUAGCAUACAAAAAAUACGUGCCAAUAACAUUCGUAUGCGGUAAGACACCCGAACAAUCUGAGGUUACUGAAAUUGCUAGUAGUGCGAUCAGUUCAGACGGCUCUCUCCAACCCAUGAACAAUUUAAUGGGACUGUCGAUUGGAUACACUUGGCACAUUGUCCAAGUUGUAGUGGAGACCACUGACCCGUACAUGCAAGGCUGCGGCGUCACAUAUGCGUCAGAUGAGUUGUUCAAGCCCGAGACACCUAAACUCUACGAUGCGAAUGGACGACAAAUCGGUUGCAAGAUUGACAUUCAAUCUGCUAAAGAAGCGGCAUUCUACUGCCCAGCGCCUUACGUUCUCGACCCACCUGACUGCUUCAACCAAUUUUACGUCGACGGGGAGGUAAAAAACCGAAGCGACAUCAGCAAGUUGUUGGCAUCAUUUCGCACCAAUCAUUUUGUCACACUGAAGUUCGGCAAUUAUGGUACAGGGCGCGAGGAAACACUGCGCCAGACCCCGCCGUUGGAGUGCCACUGCGUCACUGUCAAAGGUGCCACCCUCUCUACCAUCCAGAUCGAGAACUACUACACCAAGUAA
Molecule: messenger RNA, 2844 nt
Organism: Babesia bigemina
Lineage: Eukaryota; Apicomplexa; Aconoidasida; Piroplasmida; Babesiidae
Exons: 1
Coding region: 1-2844 (947 amino acids)
Source: RefSeq, a predicted model, not a curated record